Messenger RNA from Platichthys flesus (European flounder), 3178 nucleotides. It is a transcript of the gene b3galt8, whose product is annotated as beta-1,3-galactosyltransferase 8. The record is from RefSeq and is a predicted model, not a curated record. The transcript has a single exon. Gene Ontology annotation, cellular component: membrane. The coding region runs from base 96 to 1052 and encodes 318 amino acids. NCBI's taxonomy places the organism in Eukaryota, Metazoa, Chordata, Actinopteri, Pleuronectiformes, Pleuronectidae. Gene Ontology annotation, molecular function: N-acetyl-beta-D-glucosaminide beta-(1,3)-galactosyltransferase activity.
GAUUUCCUCCUGUGUUGUUUUCUCGUGUGGGGUCCGUGGACUGUAAGACGAGACGCUCCACAGGGACGGGAGCAGAUUCGUUUACCGUGGUAGCGAUGAGGAAAUGUCAGUCGUGGAGGUUAGUGAAGUUACUCACCGUGUCCGCUGUGCUCGUCCUGUCGGCUCAGAUCUUAGUCGGUGUCCUGAGUAAAGAGCAGGUAAAGACAAGCCCCCUGCCAGAGCAGGAGCACCGGCUCCUGUCCCCCCACUCAUACCAGUACGUACUCAACCAGCCUCUGUGCAGGGACACCAGCCCCUUCCUGCUCUUCCUGGUCCCAGUUGCUCCACAGGACAAUGCAGCGAGGGAGGCCAUCAGGAAAACAUGGGGAGCUCCAGGUCAGGACACCCUCACUGUCUUCUACAUGGGGGUCCCCGAGGGGGGGCAGGGAUCCAGCCUACAGGACAAGCUGGAGGAGGAGAGCAGGGAACAUGCAGACAUCAUCCAGAUGAACUUCCUGGACAGCUACCAGAACCUGACAAUCAAAACUGUGAUGAUGAUGAAUUGGGCUGCGACCCACUGCCCCAGAGCCUCCUACGUCAUGAAGGUGGACUCAGACAUCUUUGUGAACGUGUUCCACCUCCUGCGGUGGCUGAGGAGCUGCCCACGUCAGGCCUUCAUCACAGGGUCAGUGAUAAACGACGGCAGGCCGAGGAGGGACAUUGACAGUAAGUGGUAUGUGUCAGAGGAGGAGUACCCUGAAGACAGCUUCCCCCCAUAUGUAUCUGGAGCUGGGUAUGUCCUCUCUGCAGACCUGGCCGCCAGGAUCUCCUGGGCCUCAAGGUUCGUACGCAUGAUCUCAAUGGAGGACGUGUACUUGGGGUUGUGUCUGCGUGUGCUGGGGGUCCAGCCUGUGUAUGCCCUCAGCCUGCCCACCCUCAGGAAUCUCUUUGAAAUCAGAGACUUGGAGUAUGACAGGUGCACCUUCGCCAAACUCAUCAUUGUGAACGGGUUCAAGGCGUCAAAGCUGCUGCAGGUCUGGCAGGAUUUCUCCAAAGGACGCAGCAGCUGCUGAGGGUCAACUUUACCAAGUGCUUCACUGUUCAGACACACAUGAGAACUUCAACAAAGUUAAAUAUUAUCAAAUCAGUGUCCUGCUCUUAAGGAAAGAAGCCAUUACACACACACACACACACACAUUAGUGUGGAUGUUCAUGUUCAAGGGUGACAGGGUUGUGGGUAAAGUAGUAUUAUUAUAUUAUGCAAACAUUAUUCAAAUAUUAAAAUGAAACUAUCAGAGAAUAUAUCUUCACUCCAGAGUUAAACCUCAACUCGUUCAUUUACAAUCACUGACGUGUUACCUCAGGCUCAAAGAAAACCUCUCAUGUCGAUCUGCUGCUAGUCUCUUUUCCUAUAAUAUUGUCAAUUCAGUAUCUUAGUGUGGACUGCUGGUUGGACAGAACAGGCAAUUUGGAUACAUUACUUUGGAAACAGUGGUGGACAUUUUCAAGUUAUGUCCAAUUUUCUAAUGCUUACCACUACAUUUGACCUAAUAAUAGAAAAUGCAAACUAGAGCAGCUGGAGAUUGUAUAGAGAUAGAAUGUGCCUUAAUCAGUUUGAGAAAAAUUUCCAUCCCAAAAGCUAUACAAAUAUUCAGUUAACUGUCCCAUAAGAGAAGCAGCAGAAGCUGUAACUGAGAAACAGGAACCAAAGAUUAUGGCUUGAGUGAUCAAAAAAAAAAUAGUUGCAAAUAAUCGACACAUCAACAAUUUUCUGUAUAAUUGAUCAUUUUUUGUUAGCAAGUAAAUGAAAUGUAAUAAGCUGCUUUUUGUGUUUCGUAUCAUCAUAAUGAGUAACUGUUAUUUUAUAAAGAAAAAGGACAUUCAAAAAUGUUUCCAGUGAAUGAACUGAUGAAUUAUUUGCCUUAUAAAACAGGUGAUAAUGUUGGUGCAUAACACUAAUUACUGAGUAAUGCACUCAUAUCCCUGAUGUUAUUGAUUUGUGUACUUGUUAAGCGCCUUGGUUUUAAAAGUUGCUGUGGAAAAAUACUUUAUUCAAACAAUGUGGCAAAUCACCUGCACUGAGAAGCUGAGUAGCUUUACUGACCGCAUGUCAGUUCCAACUUCUUUAUUCAAAGUCAUAUUUAAUAGGUAUUGUGCAGUAGUUACGUCAUUGUAGAGUUGUAAAUAGGACAUCAUGUAGCCUCUGAAUUUAUAAUAUACACCAAAGACUGUUCAAAGGUUGACCUCAUUUUAUUGGCCUUGUCCUCAGUUUGUGCCUGAUGGGUUUGGGCUCCACGUGGACAGUAAUUUACAAAGGGCCACAUUACCCGGCAAAACAUAUUAGAUUUUUAGAUUCAACUUUAUUGUCAUUGCACAGUUCAAGUACAUAUGCAACGAAAUGCAGUCUAGCAUCUAACCAGAAGUGCAAAAAAGGCAGUAAAAGUGCAGAGUAUUGUGCAUGGUGGAAUAUGUAAAGUAAUAGGAAGUACAGUUAGAAAUAUAAAUGGAAUAUGAACAGUAUUAAGAGGUAAGGUAUGAUAUAAGAAUGAUGAAUACACAAUGAGCAAGAUAAAUAUAUAAAUAUGAAUACACUAUAGGUGGGAUAGCUGGGAUAAUACAGUAGUAGAAAAAAAUAACUGGUGCAAAUGUUCAAAUGUGCAAAUCCCUCUAUCUAUCUGUCUGUCUAUCUGUAUAUCUGUAUAUAUCCGUCCAUCUGGGCGUGAAAUAACCCGCAGCAUAUUUUUUGUGUUACUGUGCCUAUUUAUUUACAGUGUCUUAUGACGAAGUGGCUAUUUAUAUAUAUUUGUGCUGUACUUACAAAGGAGAACCAGCUGGUGGCAGUAUGUGUCAACUGCUGAGGUAAACUUAGUACACAUUUUAAAUGCAGAUACACUAUGACCUUUUCACAGAGAUCAUUUCUAGUGCUGGUAUGCAAAAAUGAGCCCUCAGAAAAGCCUAUAAGAGAACUUUUUUAUUUACAUCUUUCACUCAACAGCAGACUGAUCCUGCUCACUUUGUUUUACUAUGCACCGAGAGCCUCUUAGAUUGAUACCUCAGAUUUGUUGUUAUGAAUGAGAAAAUACGCAGCAUCUGACUAUAUGAAUGUUUGAUUAUUAUAGAUUUCUUGCUGGUAAUGUUUUUGCUAUUGUCCACAUGCCAGGAGAAUAUGCUGUUUCCCUCCAGAAUAAAUAAAAUUAUG